AUGCCUCCACUUUCCUCGACGACAGAACACGUGAAGCCUUUCGUUCUUGUUCCGGUGAAGAGGAGUGAUAGUGACACAAAAUCUACUAAGGUCUGCCAAGAUGGUUGGCUCGAGAAGGUUUUCGAACGUCAAGAAGUCGUAGAAUCGGAGAAGAGAAAGCCGAAACACAAGCGGAACUUCAUCCAGCGAACGUUGGGGAGUCUGACACACCACCACAAUAAACCGGAGUGCGAUUAUGACAACCACAGCUACCAGGAGGAGUUACAGCAGUACAUUGUAGAAUCGUCCGCAAACCUGCGCUACGAUGACGAUGAGCCAUUGGGCAGUUCGGAUGAAGACACGUCCGACGAGGAUUCUGAUCCGGUGUCGAUCUCUCCACGCAAUGCCGAAAUCAUUGACUUUUCCGCUUCGAUCGUGUCGAUUUCUUCGGACAUGAUCGAGGAGUUCGUUAAACCACCCGUAGUCGUGCCUCGGAAGUAUCGUACUCAAGAUCGUCAAGGUGGUGUACUUGUGGCCGGGCAUUACGUGCUGUUUACGAAUUGGGCGUUCAAGCGGCAAAUGCGACACAUGGGUCGGUUGAGCCCGCUUCCUGAGCGCUGUGAAGCUCUGCUUCCAUAUAUUGAUGAAGCUGUUGAAGAGGUCUCCAUUGGGGUAUACUCUGGAAAGAUCGUAGAGCUGUAAGGUAGUGUUUCUGUGGACUAGUGCGUGUACUUGUGCUAAUUUAUAAACAAGAACGACCGAGCGGAAGUCGCGUGAAC
Molecule: messenger RNA, 758 nt
Organism: Phytophthora nicotianae INRA-310
Lineage: Eukaryota; Oomycota; Peronosporomycetes; Peronosporales; Peronosporaceae
Exons: 1
Coding region: 1-681 (226 amino acids)
Source: RefSeq, a predicted model, not a curated record